AUGGGCGCGCAGGCCCGGGCGCUGCUGCUGCCGCUGCUGGCCCACUGGCUCCUGCGCGCAGCCCCGGCGCCGGCCCCCGCACCCCUCACGCUGCCCCUCCGCGUGGCCGCGCCCACCCCCGGGCCCGGGACCCCCGCCGCGCCCCGCGCCGCGCCCCGAGCCGACGGCCUGGCGCUCGCCCUGGAGCCCGCCGGCGGCGCGGCCAACUUCUUGGCCAUGGUGGACAACCUGCAGGGGGACUCCGGCCGCGGCUACUACCUGGAGAUGCUGAUCGGGACCCCCCCGCAGAAGCUGCAGAUUCUCGUGGACACUGGAAGCAGCAACUUCGCCGUGGCAGGUGCCCCGCAUUCUUACAUAGACUCGUACUUUGACACGGAGAGGUCCAGCACGUACCGCUCCAAGGGCUUUGACGUCACUGUGAAGUACACGCAAGGGAGCUGGACGGGCUUCGUGGGGGAGGACGUGGUCACCAUCCCGAAAGGCUUCAAUGGCUCAUUUCUUGUCAACAUUGCCACCAUCUUCGAAUCCGAGAACUUCUUUCUGCCCGGCGUCAAAUGGAACGGGAUUCUGGGACUCGCGUAUGCUGCCCUGGCCAAGCCGUCAAGUUCCCUGGAGACAUUCUUUGAUUCUCUGGUGGCACAAGCAAGAAUCCCCAACGUCUUCUCCAUGCAGAUGUGUGGGGCAGGUCUGCCCGUCGCUGGAUCCGGUACCAACGGAGGUAGUCUUGUCCUGGGUGGAAUUGAACCAAGUUUGUACAAAGGAGACAUCUGGUAUACCCCUAUUAAGGAGGAGUGGUAUUACCAGAUAGAAAUUCUGAAAUUGGAAAUUGGAGGCCAGAGCCUUAAUCUGGACUGCAGAGAGUACAAUGCAGACAAAGCCAUCGUGGAUAGCGGCACCACACUUCUGCGCCUGCCCCAGAAGGUGUUUGAUGCGGUUGUUGAAGCCGUGGCCCGCACGUCUCUGAUUCCAGAAUUCUCUGAUGGUUUCUGGACCGGGUCCCAGCUGGCUUGCUGGACGAAUUCUGAGACGCCUUGGUCUUACUUCCCUAAAAUCUCCAUCUACCUGAGAGACGAGAACUCCAGCCGAUCGUUCCGCCUAACCAUCCUGCCUCAGCUUUACAUCCAGCCCAUGAUGGGGGCUGGCCUGAACUACGAAUGUUACCGAUUCGGCAUUUCACCUUCCACCAACGCGCUGGUGAUCGGUGCUACCGUGAUGGAGGGCUUCUACGUGGUCUUUGACAGAGCUCGGAAGAGGGUGGGCUUUGCGGCAAGCCCCUGUGCAGAAAUUGCCGGUGCUCCAGUGUCUGAAAUUUCUGGGCCUUUCUCAACAGACGACAUAGCCAGCAACUGCGUCCCCGCCCUGCCUUUGAAUGAGCCCAUUUUGUGGAUUGUCUCCUACACUCUCAUGAGCGUGUGUGGAAUCAUCCUUCUUACCCUGAUCGUCCUGCUGCUACUUCCUUUCCGGUGUCGGCGCCUGCCCCCGGACCCCGAGGUUGUCAACGAUGAGUCCUCGCUCGUCCGGCAUCGCUGGAAAUGAAGAGCAGGGUCCGAGCUCGUGCGCGACCUUGAACUCUCUGUUAGGAGAAUUCCGUUUCAGGUGCAGCAGCUGGGGUCAUAAGGCAGGGUUCCUUCCUGUAACCGCUAGUCUUAAAUCUGUUCUGCUCCCAGAUGCCUUCCAGAUUCACUGUAUUUUGAUUCUUGAUUUUAAAGCUUCCUUCUUCUCCCUCACUUCCAAGAAAAAUUAUAAUAAAAAACACCUCAUUCUAAACCAAAACAGAGUGAAUUGGGCUUCAGGCUUUAUGUGACUGGUUAUGCCAGACUGGCUAAGUGUGCGGCCAAGACCAGCUUUGGCUCAUUCUCCCCUUCCUCCCGUCUCUGGAGAAGGGAGUACGUAUGGUUCGUAACUCCUCCUAGCUGAUGGGAAGCUUUUCAUAGUAAUUGCAUGGAAGGGUAUUUGGCACCAGGCCUCAACCUGGAUCAGAGUGUACGGGAGCCUUGCAAUAUGGCGGCAGGAGGAGCAACCUGGGGCCUGAUGAUAUGACCAUCCUGCCCGCUUCGGAGUUGGAAACAGAACCCUUUUCUGGGUCUCUCUGUGGUCUGAAUGGGAGCUCGAAUCCUCCGGGAGAAGAACAUCCCUCCACGGUCUUCACCAGCCUCUUCUGAAGACGGGAAGCCUGUUGUCCAUCAUGGUAGAGUGCAAGGGAAGCCUCCUCUUUUGUGCUCGUGCUUGUGUAGUACCGUGGGUCUGAAAAUAAGAAGCUACCUCUGCUGAGACUUUGCCCGGGGCCCCGCGCCCGGGUGGGGGCCGCAGGCAGCUUGCUUGCUGCCCUUGUUGCCCUCGGCUGGAAGAAUCAUCAUUCCGCUGGGCCCAGCUGGCCAUCAUCCCACAGGCGUCCUCGUACUUAAAAUUAACAAGUGGGGUUUGGGUGAGAAAAACAGAUCCUAUUUCGCCGGCUUGGUUGUUUGUUUUUUCCAGAUCUCUGAAGGUAGGUUGGGUUAUUACCUUUUAGGAAGGUAGGGAAAUGGCCGAAUGCCCGUCCUUGUGACCAACACUCAGGGGGAAGGAAGACGCAAGAUGUGCGGAGGACUUGAAGGAACUUCGGCUUUUCCCGUGCUUCCAGACCAUGUGUCCGCGUCUGCAGAACCCCUAGACUCCAGUGUAGCCAUCUGAACCCGCGAGAACAAAUCCGUGACCUGCGCGCUGCUCUCCUUUGGCGUGUUCGGUCUCCGGCGACGAGGUGGGUGUGCAGUGCGAUCUUUAUUUGGGGAACCUCCCUCUUGCUAUCAUU
This is a messenger RNA of Lynx canadensis (Canada lynx), 2788 nucleotides long. RefSeq names its product beta-secretase 2 (gene BACE2). Gene Ontology annotation, molecular function: aspartic-type endopeptidase activity. NCBI's taxonomy places the organism in Eukaryota, Metazoa, Chordata, Mammalia, Carnivora, Felidae. The record is from RefSeq and is a predicted model, not a curated record. Gene Ontology annotation, cellular component: membrane; endosome; trans-Golgi network. Gene Ontology annotation, biological process: amyloid-beta metabolic process; membrane protein ectodomain proteolysis. The transcript is spliced from 9 exons. Bases 1 to 1536 code for a protein of 511 amino acids.